Messenger RNA from Batrachochytrium dendrobatidis JAM81, 1800 nucleotides. RefSeq lists its product as uncharacterized. Gene Ontology annotation, molecular function: glycosyltransferase activity. The record is from RefSeq and is a predicted model, not a curated record. Lineage: Eukaryota; Fungi; Chytridiomycota; Chytridiomycetes; Rhizophydiales. The coding region runs from base 1 to 1800 and encodes 599 amino acids. The transcript is spliced from 2 exons.
AUGGGGCCAGAACUCGUUUAUCGUAAAACAGACGCUGUUCAUGAGAAACCAUCUAUAGCCACUGUUAGUCCUGAUUCUCCUUCAUUGGUACUGGAAAGUGCUACAACCGCUGUUUUUUCCAAAGCAUCAUCCCGCUUGAAUGAAGUCGCCAAUGAAUCACUACCUCCGCUCCGUAUUCUCUUUGCUACUGAAUAUCUGCCUCCUUAUGUCUCAGGCAUUGCUAACCGUUGUAAAAAUCUCAUCAACGGUUACAGACAAGAAGGCCACCACGUCACUGUAUUCUCGGUUCAGGGAACUGAUUGCGAUGUGAUAGUUCCUUCUAUUGUUAACCCAUUUUACUCUCAGCAACGCACAUUUCUUUUUCCUCCGCUUCCUUUGCUUCUUCAACUUUUAGAUUUCUCUCGUCCAGUUCCCUACGAUAUUGCUCAUCUGGUUGCCCCCACUUGUUUUUCAUUCAUAUUUAUUCUUCCACUAAUAUGGCUGAGAGGUAUCAAGAUGUAUGUGUCAUACCACGUGUAUUUGGAAUACUACAAGAAAAGAUACUUUGGUGCCCAUCCUAGUCUCGAUCUCAUCAUUUACGGCCUGUUCACGUGGCUAUACUUUUUACCAUUGGUCUGGUUGGCUACAUGCGUGGGUAUUCCUUCAAAAACGGCCGACUCAUAUGUGUUUAGGUAUGCACAUAGAAUUCACUACUUGAAGUCUGGGCUGGAUACAGACGUGUUUGUUCCGCAGAGAGUGGAUGACGAAACAGCUAAAGAAGACACGGUCUCGGAGCAUACUUUGGAUGACAAUGGAAUGAACAGACCCAUCCAAAACAAUCUGUUUUCUGGAUCAUCAUCAAGUCUUCACAAGAUGAUCGAAACUCCUGUUAUUCAGUCCGAUCUGACCAUCACUAAUUUGCGUCAGGUAGCUGGAUUGACAAGUGAUGAUCAGGGUCCUAUGCUAGUCUAUGUUGGCCGACUGGCUGUAGAAAAAAAUGUCGAGUUUCUUGUAGAAGCAAUGGGACAUCCAUCCAUGGCAAAUGCUACACUAGUCAUUGUUGGAGAUGGACCAUCGCGUAGGUCGUUACAGGAGCUUUCUGAAUCCGUUGUUGGCGCUGAGCACGUUUAUUCACCAGCAGUGUUUGUUGCUCCAGCAACCGUUGCAAACGAUGGGCUUAUUGCUGCCAACACUACCAGUAAGCCAAAUUCAACCCCUUUUAGUUGCAACUCUAGUGAAAAGGCGGUCGUUGCAAAAGAACUUGAAGAUGAAUUGAUCAAGUCACCGUCUGAAAGAAAGAGCAAUGGAGAUAUCAAUUCUGCAACAAUGUCAGACCAAUCAGCUAAAACACUGGUCAUGUCGACACCCAUAAUUCCCUAUUCUUGCGAACCACAUCCUCCAAUGUUUUCAUUGUCAAAUACUGCUCAAUCACCUCGAAAACGAGUGAUCUUCACUGGCAUGAUUUUCAACGAACAUCAAGUGGCCUCAUACUAUGGUCAAUGCGAUAUUUUUGUGUCAGCCUCUGCAUCAGAAACCUUUGGAUUCACAGUAGCAGAGGCGAUGGCGUGUGGCACGCCAGCAGUUGUAGUUCGAUCCGGCGCAUUCAAAACAGUGUAUAAGAUGAUUGAUGACUGGAUGUUUGAGGAGGGUGGAACUGAAGAGUAUGUCGGAUGUGUUGAAAAGGUAUGGCGGGGCGGCAGAAAAUUGAGACGGUUUUCCAGGGAUAUUGCUGUGGAUGGAUUUGGUGUUCAUGCUGCUGUUAAAGAUCUGGCGUCAACCUAUCGGUGGAUUAUUGAUGGGUGUCCUGACCCCAGGGUUUAA